AUGUCUAAGAGAACAGCUCAAGGCCCUCAAGGGGACAAGGACAGCGAUUUAUUCCAAUUCAACAUGUCUAGUACACCAGAAGAAAAGCCCCAGCGGGCCACAGCUGCGCAACUGGCGGCAAGAAAAAUCAAGGAUGUUCGAAGACGGCCGCGUGUUCCUGGCGCACCGGCUGCUACCCCGAGUGCGUCCUUUGGCGGGCCGUUCAGCUCCAUUGAUCCUAACACAGUCUCUUCUCCAUCAGCGGGCCAGCAGCCGAUGUCGAAUGGCUUUAGUUUUGGACAGUCACAAAGCUUUCCUCCGGCUAGUCCAGCUCCCAAACCCCCAGCCCAGAACGGGGGCUCACAAUUUUCCUUCGGCUCUGGAGGUGGCCCAUCAGAUUUCAAUUUCUCCGCCUCUUUUGGUGGGGCAUCGUCGACACCUGCGAGCAAUCCUUUCGCCUCUGUGAAUCCUGGUGGUGCUAGUCAACAGCCGGCCGGGGGCAGUUUCUCUGGGUUUAAGGGAAAUAUGUUCAACGUUCCUUCCACCGCAAGCCAAUCUCCCGCCCAACAACCUCUGCCUUCCGGAGGUGGUCUGUUCGGAGCCGGAUCUCAACAAAGUGGUUCCACGGGGGCCCUGUUCGGCAAUACUGCCAGCAGCGGGCCUUCAUUUCAACCGAGUACUGCUGCUCCUACAAACGGAAACAUAUUCGGCCAGUCUACUACCGGUGCUCCUUCGACAAACAUUUUCGCUCAAUCUGGGCAAGACAAACCGAACGCCUUUGGGCAGUCUACAGCAUUCGGAAACGACUCGAUGCAAACUUCCCCCGAUGCGAAGUCUGCCGCUCAGAAACCAGCGUUUGGGAGCGGAAGCAGUGGCUUCGGGGUUUCGACAAACUUUGGUGGUUCUGGAGGUGGAAAUCUAUUCGGCGGUACAACUUCGGCGUCGCCAUCAAAGCCGCUGUUUGGAGCAAAACCAACAGAGCAGCCCGCGACUUCAUCGCCGUCUCUCUUCGGUGCUACAACCCAACCUACAUCGUCAGCCCCUGCGGCGCCGUCCUUCGGUGGUGGCCCAUCCUCGACUGGUAGUGCAACACCUUCGCUCUUCAGCACAUCAACACCUAAACCUGCAACAACACCACAAAGUCCGUUCCAGUCUACGAAUAUUUUUGGUGCUCCUGCCCCCUCUACGUCGCAGAAACCCUCCGAGGAGAAAGCCAAAGAAGAAACAAAAGCCAGCCAGCCUACGCCAUCUCAACCGUCAUUUACCUUCUCUGGUUCAACUUCUGGAGCACCGUCAUUCUCUCAAAGUACAGCAGCAGCUCCGGCCCCGUUUGGUGGCUCAUCGCAACCUCCAUCAACGGGAAGUUUGUUUGCGCCAAAGACUGCUUCUUCGGAACAAGAAAAACCCCAGCCUACCGGAGGCAACCCGUUCAGCAACCUAUUUGUUCCAAAGCCAGCAGCUGCAGAAGCGCCUAAGACCGAGCAGAAACCAUCAACACCUCCUAAUAUAUUUGCUCCGAAGCCAGUGUCGAACGAAGAACCAAAGACGAAUGAACUCUCAAAAACAUCUACUUCCGCUUCGCCUUUCUCCGCUUCGACCCUUGGCCAACCUUCAGCACCUGCACCCCAAUCUCCUGCAUUCUCGAUCCAAAAACCGCAGGCUGUUUCUCCGGUUUCGGCAUUUGCUCCCCAAACGACUCCUCAAAGUCCGUUCAAGACCAAUGGCACUAAACCAGCAGCAGAUGUGCCGUCCUCAUCAUCUACUUCUACCGCGCAGGCGCCAGGAGUUGACAAAUUACAACCUGCCAAGAUGCCGCCUGGUCUAGACAAGAGCACAAAGGAGGAUGUGCAAAUGGCCUAUCGCGUUCGCCUACUGAAUGAAUCUUUCCAGCGCGAAGUCGCAAAGUUGAACCCAGCCACUCAUAGUUUCGACGCCAUUGUUCAAUUUUACCUGCGCACUCGUGAGACGAUUGGUGUCCCGGUUGAAGGCGCGGGUACCAAGCGUAAAGCGCCUACCAACAGCGAUGGAGCAGCUGCUGCCCAGCCUUCUAAAAAGGCUAAACAAUUCGGCGAUGUUGGAGACUCUACUGCUGCUGCUGCGUCCCCAAGCAAGAUCACCUCACCCCAACUUUUCGGCGCUAGCCAAUCGACUCCUCCGACCACUAACAAACGAAAAGCAACCGAGGUCGACGAUAACGACGUAACCUCACCGCACCCUGCCAAACGUACCGGUGGCGACUCCACGACGGCGAGCAUCUUUGCAAACUCAUUUUCACGAUCUAAGACCUCUGAAGCCAAUGAGCCCGCGGGUGCUCCUUCGCCCAAGAAACUUGAUGCGCCGUCCUUCAAGCCGUCCACCCCGGAGUCUACCAAGCCUGCUUUGUUCUCCACAACUCCAACAGCAUCGCCUCCUAAGCCGAUGUUCUCCGCGUCCACUGCACCCGCAAGUGCCACUCCACCAGCAAAUCCCUUUGUUUUGAAACCAUCGGGCGAUACUGGUGCUAGUUCUUCGGCUACCCCUUUGGCUAUUCCUAAGUUUGGCUCUGGCAACACCAACUUUUUCGCGCAGUUCAAGUCUAAGUCUGACAAGGAGGCUGAGAAAGAGAAGGCAAAGCGCAAAGCCGAAGACUUUGACUCCGACGAAGAUGACGAGGCAGAAUGGGAACGAAAAGACGCGGAAAACCAGCGCAAGAAGCGUGAGGAAAUCGAAGCGCAAAGGCAUAAACGUGCUAGAUUCGUUCCCGGCCAAGGCUUCUCUUUCGAUGAAGAGAACAGUGCUACGGAUGAGGAAAAGUCGGAUGCUAGCCCGGCCUCGUCGAUCCUGGAUAUCAAGCCGAACUCCAUAGGAAAGCCUAGCAACAUAUUCGGUCAUCUGUCAGCGACUCCAUCUGAAAGUGGAGAUAAUGAGAAUGAUGACGACGCCGAUGACACCGAGGAAGCCUCCGCUUCAGGUGAUGACGCUGCCAGAGAAUCGUCUUUCGCGCCAACUGAGGACCUCGAGGCAGACAAGGCUAAUUCGAAGACCAACGGCACCCGUGACUCCUCUGCUCUUGAAAGCAGUGACGAUGGUGAUUUUACAAAGGCCCUGAAGAAGUCGAAGCCGGCGGACAGCUCUGAUGAGCCCGCCUCGGAAGACCAAAACUCGGGUAGUCGCAGCUUGUUCGAUCGUGUUGAGUAUGACCAAGAAGGAAAGCCGAAGCGUCAGGGUGAGGAUGAUAAGGUCUCUUCACUUCUCGGCUCCUCUAAGUAUGCGUCGUCCUUCAAUAGCUCGGCAUCUACUCCAAACCCAUUCGGUGCCCCUUCUCAGCCCCAGGCGGAAAAUUCUGGUGAAAGCGCUACGUCUAAGCCUGCCUCGACGAAUAUCUUCGGAGGCUCGACAGCAGCGUCGGGCGCAAGCACUCCUUCAAUCUUCGCUACCGGAAGCAGCCCGACAAAGCUUGGCAGUGAUAACACGUGGAAACUCAACUCGCCCAUAAAGUUCGCUGACUCUACAACAGCGGCUCCGGCCUCAGCAGAAAAGUCCGAUUCUGAAAAGCCGGCAGGUUCAGCGUCUGGAUCUGCAAACCCUUUCUCGACCCUCUUUGGAGCUUCGUCUGCGGGAUCUAAAUCUGGUUCCAACGGUGCUCAGGGGACUCCCGGCUUCUCGUUCGGUGGCCCAUCGCAGACCGGUUCGUCCUUUUUGGCUCCGUCAGCGGUCACGUCAGAAACUCCAAGCCGUGCAUCGACACCUGGAAUGACUUCCGACACUGGAGCUGAGUCUGGCGAUGGUGAUGCUGCGGAGUCUUUGCCCCAGGUUGAUCUUUCUCGAAGUGGCGCUGGCGAAGAGGACGAAGAUGUUGUUGUUGAGGUCCGAGCACGCGGCCUGAAAAUGGUCAACAGCGCCUGGGCUAGUCAAGGCGUGGGUUCUGUCCGCAUAUUAAAGAAUCGAACCACAUCCCGCUCUCGUGUUCUGCUCAGAGCCCAACCUAGCGGGAACGUGGUGUUGAACGCAAGAUUGAUGAAGGAGAUCAAAUACAGCGUUAACGGGACAAAUGUCCAGUUUAUUGUUCCUCAACCCGAGGGGACUGCCGCAAUGUGGGCUAUCCGUUGCAAGAAGGAGGAUGUAUCCAAACUUGCAACCGCAAUGGAAGAAAACAAAUCAUAA
Messenger RNA from Aspergillus puulaauensis, 4122 nucleotides. RefSeq names its product RanBP1 domain protein. Gene Ontology annotation, biological process: intracellular transport. The coding region runs from base 1 to 4122 and encodes 1373 amino acids. The record is from RefSeq and is a predicted model, not a curated record. Lineage: Eukaryota; Fungi; Ascomycota; Eurotiomycetes; Eurotiales; Aspergillaceae. The transcript is spliced from 2 exons.